Molecule: messenger RNA, 1250 nt
Organism: Choloepus didactylus (southern two-toed sloth)
Lineage: Eukaryota; Metazoa; Chordata; Mammalia; Pilosa; Megalonychidae
Gene: CD59
Product: CD59 molecule (CD59 blood group)
Exons: 4
Coding region: 142-507 (121 amino acids)
Biological process (GO): negative regulation of activation of membrane attack complex
Cellular component (GO): plasma membrane
Molecular function (GO): complement binding
Source: RefSeq, a predicted model, not a curated record
GAGGCGGAGUCCGCGGCGGCCUCACGGACAGGGAGGCGGAGCCGCGAGCCUAGGCUUUAAAGCCGGAGAGACGUAAAGGGUCAGGUAGCUCGAGGCUGGCGGCGGAGUUUGUCCUGUUGUCAGGCUCUGUGGAUAGUCACAAUGGGAAGCAAAGGAAGGUUUGUCCUGCUUGGGCUCCUGCUCAUCCUGGCUGACCUCUGCCAUUCAGGUUACAGCCUGCAGUGCUACAACUGUAUCACACCGCCUUCUAAGUGCACCAUGGUCAGCAAUUGUACACAUAACAUGGAUGCGUGUCUCCUGGUUGAAGCCGGUUCAAGACGAUAUUAUCAGUGUUGGCGGUUUUCAGACUGUAAUUUCGAGUCCAUUUCAAGGAUCCUGGGAGAGAAGGAACUGAAGUACAACUGCUGCCAGAAGAACCUGUGUAACGGUCAGGGGGCGCUGACCUUGCCAGUGAAAACAUUUCUGCUGGUGGCCUUGCUGCUGGCAGCCUGGAACGUCUAUCUCUAAUCAACACCAAGAGGGCUUCUCUUGAACUCUGUGCAUAUUCCCCAUCCCCUUGCCACUGUAUUCCCCAAGUCUUUAUUUUUAACAAGUAGAUGCUGUUGUGAAAGAAUAAAAUUAGUGUGAGCAGCUUGUCUAAGAGGGAGGAUUCUGAAAGACCUUGAAGACCAGUCUUGUUCAGGCGGGGAGGAUCUGUUUGGGGAAAAAAGGUAAAGAGCUAGGUUACAUGCUUCUUCCUCUGCUCUUUGGAGGACCAGCUUUGCAGGGACAGCUCGGGUGGGUUCUUUGCAAUCCUCAGUUCUUUCUCUUUGAUUCCUUGAAUGUAGUUGAAUACUAUGAUCAUUGCUUUUUGAAGAGGCAAAAGAGGAGCCUGUGACAUUCUCUCUCGUGGCAUUUUUUCAUCCCUUCACGGCCCCUGCAUUGCCAUGUGGGUGCACUGAAUGUUCCAGAUGGUGGGCUGUCAGCAGAGGCAAUGAGAUUCUUAAUGCAGAGUGAAUGGAGUGACUAUUGUACUCUCAACUGGAAGGUGUCUGGCAGGGAAGGGAAGAAGCUCUUCAGAUAACAGAGUAACAAGGUUUGUCUUUAGAGAGGUUUCCUGUGUCCCUAAGUUGUGUAUGGGCUUUGUGUCUUUCAUUAGAAAAACUUACAGUAUAAACUAAUGGUGUGUUAAAGCUAUUUUUCUCCUUUUUUUUUAAAAUGGUGUGAUAUCUUGGCUUUGCCACAAAUAAAAUAUUCUGUGCUACACAUGA